CAACCUUGUUUUAUUCUUUUCUGGAUUGUAGGCUGUCGACGCGCUGUGAUGUCUGCUUCGCCUUCACCUGGUCUUUCUUCGUCUCCCCCUCCACCCUUCUCGAGUACGUUGCUACCGUUCUUAUACUGUUGCGUAACUAAGCAACAACCAGACGAACCAGCCACUCCAGACUCUACCCUCCGCGCAAGGAACGUCUCUUCUCAAAAUGAGCAGGCUCAAAACGGCCCCUCGCUUUCCACCGCAUUCUCCGACUCUGGCAUAAGCAGCCGUCUCACACGGGAAGCCUCGCGUUCAUCCUUUCACAUGGGGACUCCCACUAGGAGGGUUCUGGUUCGCUCAGAUCCAGCGCUUUUGACAUGUUUCGAUCCUGCAGACAAGGAGUUGUAUGAUCUCUGGGCACCAAAGAGAUAAUGCACAUGGCUACAUUACUGACUACGGUUUUUGGCGACAAGUUAGUUCCUGUCCCGUAGAACAUCCGAUCUGUAUAUGUUCAAGCAACUCAGACAAGGUAUAUAGCCUCGGCGCUACCUACGUGGGAGUACAUGCUAUUGUACAUACUACAACAACGGACUAUCCACGGGGAAAUCCCAGUAGAGUCAUGCCCAUCAACAACGGUCCUCGAAGACGCCGCAGCGUCUG
Molecule: messenger RNA, 639 nt
Organism: Desarmillaria tabescens
Lineage: Eukaryota; Fungi; Basidiomycota; Agaricomycetes; Agaricales; Physalacriaceae
Exons: 2
Coding region: 49-411 (120 amino acids)
Source: RefSeq, a predicted model, not a curated record